AUGCAAAAGUCCCCAGGACCUGGAGAGAUGGAGUCAGGGUCCCUGGAGAAGGAUCCUCUUGGGACUCAGACAGGGCCAGUCCUGAGCGAAGGACUAAGCCAAAGCAUUUCCACUAAGCACCCAGAGACCAGCCCUAAAGACUCAAGAAUAAGAGAAAAUGACGUAACUGCAGGUGGAAGGACCACUGAGGAUCACAUCACAGGAGACCCAGGGACCACCGAGGACUCUGUCACUGCAGACCCAGGGACCACUGAGGACAACGUGACUGCGGACCCAGGGACCACCGAGGGCUCUGUCACUGCAGACCCAGGGACCACCAAGGACUAUGUGACUGCACACCCAGGGACCACCAAGGAUUCCGUCACUGCAGACCCAGGGACCACCAAGGACUCCAUCACUGCAGACCCAGGGACCACCAAACACUCCAUCACUGCAGACACAGGGACCACUGAGAACUUUGUCACUGCAGACCCAGGGACCACCAAGGACUAUGUCACUGUAGACCCAGGGAUCACUGAGGACUCCAUCACUGCAGACCCAGGGACCACCUAGGACUCCGUCACUGCAGACCCAAGGACCACUGAGGACUCCAUCACUGCAGACCCAGGGACCACCUAGGACUCCGUCACUGCAGACCCAAGGACCACUGAGGACUCCAUCACUGCAGACCCAGGGACCACCAAACACUCCAUCACUGCAGACCCGGGGACCACCGAGGACUCUGUCACUGCAGACCCAGGGACCACAGAAGAUGAAACCACUAAACAUGGUGACACUCACCUUCUGUGAACUACUUCAGUCACAGCAGUGAAACCCACCAGGCUCCUGACACCAUGAGAAUUAUCCUCAUAUCCCUGGCUGCAACCAUAGUCACUGUUGUGCUCUUUGUUGGAUUGGGCUUC
Molecule: messenger RNA, 902 nt
Organism: Pongo pygmaeus (Bornean orangutan)
Lineage: Eukaryota; Metazoa; Chordata; Mammalia; Primates; Hominidae
Product: protein PBMUCL2-like
Exons: 2
Coding region: 1-552 (183 amino acids)
Source: RefSeq, a predicted model, not a curated record